AUGCGCUUGCAUUCGAUGUCAACAACGCGGUUGCUGUACGUGUCUGCUGCGCGAAACAGCUUGUUGUGCAGAUAUGUGCACGCCUCAACCCCCAAGGGAUCGUGGCACGUCACCAGGACCAAGAGCAGGAGAGCUGGCAGGACGUUGAGUACCCUGACGCGAAGCAUUAGCCAGGGCCCUACUGAGACACCAUUGCUUCCGCACACAAUCCCUGAGCACUUCUCCUCUAUUGUCUCGCAGUUCGGUGACCGGCCCGCAGUCAUCUCCCGUUCGCCCGCCAUAAGCCAGGAUGGCUUCCCCAAUCUUCCUCCUGGAACAUUGCUCUCGUCUGUCGAGACAACACUCACUUAUGAGAAACUGGAUCUGGCCUCCAAUGCACUUGCACAAUCGCUUCGUUCGCUAGGAGUCAAGAAGGGCGAUCGCGUGGCCAUGAGCUUGGGUAAUUGUGCCGAGUUUGCAGCACUCACGUAUGCUAUCUUUAAGCUAGGCGCCAUUUUGGUGCCGCUGAACCCGAGUUUCAAUGCUAACCAGGUUACUGCGGCCUUGAAUCAUCUGGGUGUUGAGAUCCUUAUAAUUAGUGCUGUCACCGACUUGGCUUACAAGCCGUGCCGGGGAAGAAGUAAUUUCCCGCUCCUACAAGAAAUCGUGUCAGACCUCUCGUCAGGCAAGGUCGAGUCCGCCACUAUCCCCACACUCAAGAAAGUGGUUGUGGUAGACAACUCAGGAUCUCACCCCCAAAGCAACUUCCCGUCUCUAGAUACUCUGCGCUCCCUUAUUCCCUUCAACUCUCUUCUCCCUUCAGGUCCCGAUCUCACCAACAUUGCAGCCCAGUCUGCUCGCCCCAUCACCCCUGACUCCCCAUUAUCCCCAUCCGAUACUAUCAACAUCCAGUUCACCUCGGGAACCACUUCCCAGCCCAAAGCCGCCAUGCUCUCCCACACUAACAUCCUCAACAACGGCAACCUAAUCGCUCAGCGCAUGGGCCUUGACCCAUCCGACCUCAUCGUCUGCCCGCCGCCCCUCUUUCAUUGCUUUGGCUCCGUUCUAGGCUACAUGGCGACCGCCACCACAGGCGCAGCAAUCCUCUUCCCCUCGCCAGCCUUCGACCCUGUCGCAACGCUGCGUAUGGCCGCCGCGCACCGCGCAACAGGCCUCUACGGCGUUGCGACCAUGUUUGUCGCGAUGUUUGAGGCGCUGCACAACCAUCUGAUCCCCGCUGACCAGGCGACAGCGCUCCCGACUCAUCUGCGCAAGGGCAUCGCGGCGGGCAGCUCGGUGCCGGAGUCGCUGAUGAGGAAAAUAUACGCUACGUUGGGCUUGAAUGAGUUGGUCAUUUGUUAUGGCAUGACGGAAACAAGCCCCGACAGCUGUAUGACUUCUCCACGGGACCCAUUCGAUAAGCGGACGCAGACUGUUGGCCGGGUGAUGCCGCAUACUAAGGUGAAAAUUGUUGAUCCAGCUGACAGGUCGAGGAUUUUGCCUAUUGGGGAGCGUGGCGAGCUCGCUGCGUCCGGGUAUCUUGUUAUGAAAGGCUACUGGGGGGAUGAGGAGAAGACAGCUGAAGUACGAAUUGUCGAGAAGAAUGAGGAGGGGGUUGAGGAGGUGUGGAUGUAUAGCGGGGAUGAGGCGAGCAUGGACGCCGAGGGGUAUGUAGAGAUUACAGGGCGGAUCAAGGAUCUGAUUAUUCGUGGAGGAGAGAAUAUCCACCCACUGGAGAUUGAAAACUGCCUCUUCCAGCACCCGCUUGUCGCGGAGGUUAGUGUGGUUGGAGUGCCGGAUGAAAAGUAUGGAGAGUGUGUCGGCGCGUUUGUAAUUGUCCAUGAGGGCGUUCGGGCCGAAGAGGAGGAAGGCGCGGUGGUUUCGGAAGGAGAGGAGAAGGUCUUGACCAAGGAAGAUGUGAGGGAAUGGGUCAGAAAGAAUCUGUCCAAUCAUUUGGUGCCGAAGCAUGUGUGGUUUGUGAAAGAAUACCCAAAGACGGCAAGCGGAAAGAUUCAAAAGUUUAAGCUGAGGGAUAUGGCAAAGGAAUUGGUGGCUGCUGGCAAGUAG
Messenger RNA from Thermochaetoides thermophila DSM 1495, 2046 nucleotides. Its product is annotated as long-chain fatty-acid-CoA ligase-like protein. The transcript is spliced from 2 exons. The record is from RefSeq and is a predicted model, not a curated record. The coding region runs from base 1 to 2046 and encodes 681 amino acids. Lineage: Eukaryota; Fungi; Ascomycota; Sordariomycetes; Sordariales; Chaetomiaceae. Gene Ontology annotation, biological process: fatty acid metabolic process. Gene Ontology annotation, molecular function: medium-chain fatty acid-CoA ligase activity.